AGAAUCCAAAUGAGCGGAAGUACGUCAGCUGGUUUCUGCUCUAGCUAGCUAGUGAGGACGCAGCAUGGACAAAGUGAGGAGGAUUCUGGUUCACAUCUGUAAAGACCGAGCGGCUCCACAGAGAGCUCAGUUUGUUCAGAGUGUGACGGGUCACUUCAGUGAGCGCGGUGACGAUGAGGUGGAGGUGAGCUGCUCUCUGGAGAAACAACAGUUUGUCCUCUACAGAGCAGACAGAGGACGAGGGACUCCUCUGAAGAGGCCCGCCUUCUGUCCCAUCAAACACCUGUCAGUCACGGAGGCAGCUGCGAUCCCAUUGGACGUUCAGCAGCGUGGAGUAGAUGUGGGCGUGGCCAUCAUCCUGCAGACAGCCAAUCAGAGAGUGCUGUUGACACGGAGGGCGAAGGAGCUUCGUAUAUUCCCCAACGUCUGGGUUCCUCCAGGCGGCCACCUUGAGCCCGAUGAGACGCUGCUGGAAGCCGGCCUCAGGGAGCUACAGGAGGAAACUGGACUGAGACUGGAACCACAGGGAGUGUCUCCAAAAGUACUGGGACUCUGGGAGUCGGUGUUUCCUCCCAUGUUGUCCAGAGGUCUUCCUCAGAGACAUCACAUUGUCGUCUACAUGCUGCUGCUCUCCCCCCUCUCUCACCUGCAGCUUCAGGUACGUUCAGACUCGUAUCCCGCCCGUCCGGCUGAGGUCAGUGCUUGUCUCUGGGCCGACAGCCGGCUGGUCAGAGCCGUCGUGUCCGCCGUGGACGGAGAGGACGGAGACGUUCACCUGCAAGACCUGCAGAGCAGCGUCAGUGUGUCUCAGGUCUCCUCAGAAGGAGCUCUGAGUGACUCCACUCUGCCUCUGGAGGCGUUUGUGAGCCGGGCGCCGGUCAGCGGCCCAGACGUGGAGCGGGUCAGCACCGGGACCAAGUUCGCCCUGGAGCUGUGGCUGAAGACCCUGGAGGACCCCCCCCCCGACCUCUGACCCUGACCUGUGACACCCUGCAGGCAUCAGGAAGGACGACACUGGAUCAAAGAUAUGACUCUCUUUGAAAAUCAUCUUUAUUUUCUUCAUAAAACACACCUGAGGUACCUCUGAAACACCUGAGGUACCUCUGAAACACCUGAAGUACCUCUGAAACACCUGACGCUUGUGGCCAGCAGGGGGCAGCGUUGACGCCUUGAAGCUUCACUUGUUUUCUCAGAACCUGAGACUUUAACAUUUACAUUCUCCAGUUAAAA
Anoplopoma fimbria (sablefish) is the source of this 1230-nucleotide messenger RNA. RefSeq names its product nucleoside diphosphate-linked moiety X motif 17-like. The coding region runs from base 65 to 973 and encodes 302 amino acids. Gene Ontology annotation, cellular component: cytosol. The transcript has 9 exons. Gene Ontology annotation, molecular function: NADH pyrophosphatase activity. Lineage: Eukaryota; Metazoa; Chordata; Actinopteri; Perciformes; Anoplopomatidae. The record is from RefSeq and is a predicted model, not a curated record. Gene Ontology annotation, biological process: NAD+ catabolic process; NADP+ catabolic process.